CACCAUGGUCUUGUAGCGGAUGCGAGCUUCAACUGGAAGCCAGUGGAGAAAGCGGAGGAGCGGGGUGGCGUGAGAGAACUUGGGAAGGUUGAACACCAGAUUUAGUAUUUUGAUCGUCGACAAGGUUUAUUUGAGCUAUGGUCAGCAGCAUUUUAAAUUGCCAUAGUAAUGACUGAUGCCAGUGCGUCACUGGCAAGAAUCAGCUAAUUGUCUGUGGUAUUGAGUUUUCGCGCAGAGAGUGAAUCGAAGAGAGUGAGGUUAGGUGCGGACAACGAAGGUGGCAACAACAAGAGGUAAUUAAAAUAUGAACUGUAUAGCACCAGGCUGUAGGAAUUUGCUCCAAAGAAAUCCCUCGGUAAGCUACCAUCGGCUGCCCAAGGACCCACAACUUUUGAAGAAGUGGCUCCAUGUCCUGAAGAGGAAGGACGUGUCAGCUCGAGCUAGCAGGAUCGGCUGCCAGCACUUCGCGGUGGAAGACUUCGCGAUGAAGUGCACUUUCGAUGCGGCAGCUGGGAGUUUCCGAAUGGAAAGGAGUCAUAGGCCUAUGUUGAAGCUCUCUGCUUCCCCUUCAUUUUAAAUUUGGAAGGUUAUGGUGUAGGGGUUACCAACCAACCAUCAUCAACAUCGUUGACUUCGGUUUCGGAGUCAAGCAAAAGCCGAACUAAAAAAAGGAAGCGACGCGUGUCAAUGGAGCCUGAGGAUGACAUCUUCAUCCCUGAAAAUGUUUUCAUCCUGGAGGAGACUGUACAGGAGGAGGCACGAGCAAAUCCAUGUUAUUUCUAAGGCUAUUGUUUAUUUCAAGACACAGAAAGAACGGUUAGUACCGCAUGCCAAACUGACCCCAGGGUGCCAGAGUGUUCCUGUGCUGCAGUGGAGGAGAGGUCCACCGGGACCAUCACUAAGGAGCUCGGGGCCCAGCUAGAUUGCGCUCACGACCAUCAGUAUACAACCGAGGCCUGCCCCUAUACACCCCAGAUGGAGCUGACGGAGAGUGAGAUCAAUGAAGACCAGAACUCGCUGUAUGAACCUGAGAGCUCAGAAUCACAGUGCGAGCCAAAAUAUACUAUCGAAGAGUGUGUGCAAGAUCUGAAAUACAUACUUUUUUAUAGCAAGCUGAAGGAGUUGUUCAAUGUCUGCCAUGAGCCAGGAUGUCAAGCUGGUGUCAUCAGUUCAUCCCCGAAAAUAAAUAGUUUUGCCAUCACCAUGGAGACAGAGUGUGUCGUGGGCCACAGGAGGAAGUGGGAAUCCCAGACCAGAGUGGUAAAGUUGUUUGCAGGGAAUCUGUUGUUGUCAUCAGCGGUCUUCCUUACUGGCGGCUCCCACUCCACUUUUGCGGAAACAUGUCACCACCUCAGCCUGGUGUCCAUGUUGCUGCGACAGUUCGCAAACCAACAGCGCAUCUACAUUGUGCCAGAGGAUAACUACAUGUGGACACAGCACACGGAGGCCAAUCUGGCUACAAUUGUUGAUAGUCCAUGUAUCAUAUCUGGAGACACAUGGUGUGAUUCGCCAGGCCAUUGUGCCUCCUUUGGCACUUACACCAUCCUGGACUCUGCUUCCCACCUGAUCCUCGCACAGGAGACUGUGCAUGUGACCGAAGUGAAGAGCAGCUACUGGUUGGAGACGGAGGGAUUAGAGAGAUGCCUGCAACACAUUGAGAGAAUGGUGUGAAAGACCCACGAGUUGACCGUGCCAUUGGGUUGUGCAAGAAGGUGGACAGCACCUUUUCUUUCAGCUGGAAGAAGAGGAGAGACUUGUCUGUAGCACAGGCUGAGCUCAGUCUACCCACUCACCAGCUCAUCACAAAGUCCCCAACCAGGUGGGGGUCAAGACAAAAGAUGAUAGAACGAAUCCUGGAACAAGAAAAGGCAAUAGCCCGGGUCCUGGGCUCAGAGAAGAAAAGCAGGCACCUGGUGCCCAACUCAGGAUAUCGAAGUGUUGGAGUCAGUGAGCAAUGCCAAAGGCCCACUACAGGAAUUCACUGACGCUCUGUCUGGGGAGAACUACGUUAGCAUCUCCUACCUCAAGCCUGUGAUAAACCUGUUCAACAGCAGCCUCCUGCAGCCAGAGGAAGGUGAGGGCACGCUCACAAAAAAAAUAAAAAGUGCCACACUACAGUAUCUCAACAACAAGUACGAAGAUCCUGCCACAGUUGAACUUGAAAUGGCCUCGCUGGUGGAUCCCCGGUUCAGGACAAUAUAUAUAGCAGAUGACAAGAUUGAGAGCAUCAAACAAAGAGCUGUUAUUGGAGCUGAAGCUCUGCUAGCUGAGGAAAGCACAUGUCGCCCUGGUCACAACUGUGCGCCAAGAAGAAGUAAACCUAAACCUGUGUCUAAGAAAGACAAGAAAACACUUGCAAGCUUCUUCAAGAAGACAGUGCUGUCUGGCCCACAGACCCAGACAAAGACCCACUUGAGUGGUGGAGGCUCCACGAGGCCAACUUCCCAAGACUUAGUAAUAUUGCUAAAAAAGUACCUGUGCAUUCCUGCUACAAGUGCCGCUUCGAAUAGGGUCUUUAGCACAGGUGGGAACAUUGUGACAUGUCACAGGGCAUGCCUCAAGCCAGAGUCAGUAGACAGGCUUGUGUCCUCGCCAGCAACUUGUGAAGAACAAAGUAAAGGAAGAUAUUUUGUUUGACAGAAUGUUUAUAAUUUGGUUUAUUAUUGUGCAAAUUCUUCUUCUUCUUCUUUUUCAUUCUUAAUUUUUUAUUUGAUUUCCAUACAAUGAUGACAGCCUGGCAAGUUUUGCACAAAUAGGCCUUGGGGCCAGGUAUAUUUUUUACUUUAAUAAAGAAA
Messenger RNA from Salmo salar (Atlantic salmon), 2795 nucleotides. Lineage: Eukaryota; Metazoa; Chordata; Actinopteri; Salmoniformes; Salmonidae. The record is from RefSeq and is a predicted model, not a curated record.